CCACCAUCAAUUGCCUCUCCCUCUCCUCUGCUUCACUAUCUCACCCUCUUUUUAUAUAAAAAAAUAAAAUAAAAACUUCAGCUUAAUAAAUUUGUUGAUAAACUUUCACAUUUUCAGAAUUGAAUAGAAAAGGUGGCUUAAGUACACCUCACAGGAACUCUAUCUCACUCACUCACUAGCAGAAAUUUCUGGGGCAGAGAACAUGCAUUGAGAAUGUCGUUCUUUCAUUUGAGAUUGUCUGUUCCCCAUUUAACAUGCAGCCAUGUUCCAAACAGUCUUUUAAGGCCAACUCUGCGUUAUGUGUUGGAAUACACGCAUUUUCAACCAAAUGCACAACAGUCAAACAAAUGUACAUCAAUCGGGAAGAACAUAUGUCCCGCAUAUGCUUCUAUUAGUAUCUUCCCAAGAAUUGAUGAUUUUGUAGCCUUGCAAAUCAGUGAUGAUGUCGGAAAGACUACAGGUUCUAGCAAGCAUUACCAGUCAAAAAUUCCUCUUGAUCCAGCUGAGAAGCAGACUAUGAGUGCAGAGGUUCAGCCGGAUGGAGGCCAAUACUCUGCAGAAAUUAUCAAUGACCUUCCCAAAAAGAGAAGAAAAAGAAAGAAAAAACAUGGGAACAAAGGGAGGAUUCCAUGGAACAAAGGCAGAAAACAUACUGCAGAGACCCGUGCACUGAUAAAGCAAAGAACAAUUGAAGCCUUGACAAACCCCCAGGUUAGGAAGAAGAUGUCAGGGCAUCCCCGUGUUCAUAGUGAAGCGAUCAGGGCCAAGAUAAGUUCUUCGCUCAGACAACUUUGGGGUAAACGUUUGAAAUGGAAAAGGCUGAGAGAAAAAUUUUUUCUGUCAUGGACUAAAAUAAUAGCAAGAGCAGCUAAGGAAGGAGGCAUUGACCAACAAGAGCUAGACUGGGAUGGGUACGAUAAAAUAAAAAAAGAAAUAACUCUCAAACAGCUUCAGGGUGCCAUGGAAAAGGCAAAGGGAGAGGAGAUUGCAAAGAGAAAAGUUGAGAGGGAAAAAAAGGAAAAAGAAGAAAAGAUGGAAAAGGUUGCUCAGAAGAGAAAAGAGCGGGAAGAGAAAGCAAUGGAAAGAGAAGAAACAAAGAGGAAGGCACACAGAAAAUCAAAGCAAAAAACAGAAGAGUCAUCUGUUGCCCGAAAGUUGACACUUAAGAAGAGAUUAACAAAGAUUCGGAAAAAGAAAUCCACUGAUGAUCAGAUGAUUAGUCAAGGGGCAUCAUCGCCUUCCCUUAGCCGAGCUUGGGAGAAACUGAAUGCAGAGAUUAGUAAGAGAGAAAAGGUUCCAAGAAAAACUUCACUUGCGGAUCAGAUCCAAGCUGCCAAAAAUAAAAAAACUGAAUCCAAUACUAGGAAAGCUUUAGCAGCACCAUCUUUUCCACUCGUUUGCUGAGAUGAAUACAGUGAGCAAAGAGUUGCAUCCUGUGAAGCAACUGAAGCUCAAGUUGCAUUUUUUUCCUAUUAUGACUUCCAUCCACUUGCUGUUGUUGCUGACACUUGAGCAAUCGUCCCCUGCACAGA
Molecule: messenger RNA, 1532 nt
Organism: Populus euphratica (Euphrates poplar)
Lineage: Eukaryota; Viridiplantae; Streptophyta; Magnoliopsida; Malpighiales; Salicaceae
Product: calponin homology domain-containing protein DDB_G0272472-like
Exons: 6
Coding region: 214-1404 (396 amino acids)
Source: RefSeq, a predicted model, not a curated record